Loxodonta africana (African savanna elephant) is the source of this 11688-nucleotide messenger RNA. It is a transcript of the gene LY6G5B, whose product is annotated as lymphocyte antigen 6 family member G5B. The coding region runs from base 307 to 729 and encodes 140 amino acids. The transcript is spliced from 2 exons. The record is from RefSeq and is a predicted model, not a curated record. Gene Ontology annotation, cellular component: external side of plasma membrane. Lineage: Eukaryota; Metazoa; Chordata; Mammalia; Proboscidea; Elephantidae.
UCCACAUGCUUACAGGCAUGCUGGUCAUGGUGGGCUUCUCAGCAGAAAAGGGUAAGUGGGACCCAGGGGCAGGGAGGAAGGGGUGACCAUGAGUUCAGGAACAGGGUGGGGCUGGAUGCCUGGGUUCCCUGCAGGGCCGGGGAACUGGGGAGCGAGCCAAGAUUCCCACCCCUCCUAUCUUCUGCUUCCCCAGCUUCUGUUCCUGUUCCUGAAGUUCGAACCUGCCACUUCUGCCUCCUAGAAGACCCUGCUGUAGGUUGCAUUUCGGGCUCAGAGAAGUGCACGAUCAACAGCUUGUCCCCAUGCAUGGUGAUCACCAUCUAUUAUGAUCUAAAGCCUCGCUUUAUCAUCCGAGCCUGUGGACAAUACAAUUCCUACCACUGCCGAGAACAGCGUAGUACCUACUUCUUGAAGUACUGGUAUCAGGCCCAGUGUUGCCAGUAUGAUUACUGCAACUCCUGGUCCAGCCCCCAGCUCCAGAGCCCCCCGUCUGAACCCCCUCACAGGCUCCUGGCCCUGCCCCUGUCUAAGUUCCAGAGCCAACGGUUCUACCAAGCCCUGAACCUCUCCCUGCCCCUGCCCAGUUUCCAUGCUGGGAUGGAGCCUGAAGGCUUGGACCUUCUGGCCACUCUGCCCCUUAGCCUGGGCUUGUCCAUUGCUGACCUGCGUCACACAUACCUGUUUCUCAACAAGUCAGGACUUUUGGUUCUUCCCCGGGCUGGACCUUGACACCUUACCCCUCCCAGAAUCCAACCUGUUUUAGCGACUCUCCGCUAAUACCCCCAGUCCUGCACUGUCUUCUCUGGAAACACCCACAUUAUUUGGUCACUGUGAUUUCUUGGGCCUCUCUCUUUUGUAUCUCCAAUAUUUGUAUAGCUUUGGUUUAAUCUCCUCUGAAGCUAGUGGGCACUUUCUUCCUGCUAAAAUAGAAUCUCAAGUGUGGAUUCUGCCUAGGCUGACCUGAGAAAGGUGCAGCAGUUUCUUUCGUUCUUCUCCCACCAUCUGAGUUCCAUCAUCACCCCUUAUCUUGCCAAUCCACUCUCAAUCCGGUCAUCUGCCACCUCCAUUCAAAUCUGGCUCCAGAUCCCCUCUCCUGUGCUUGUCUCUAAGACCAGGUGCCAGGCUGAACUUGCAGCCAGAAGGAUGAGGGGUAGACUUCUGUGCUGACUUCUGACUUGGCAGUCUGAUAUCCCUACCUGACCCAUCUCCACCACCUCCACCCCUGCCCUGGUCCACCGCCCACCCUCCAAUAUCUCUUAUCACAGCCUCUGGCCUCCUCAGCCCCACUUCACCCUCACUGAGUCCCAUCACCCACCUGCACAGGGGCCCGGGAAAAGGAGAGGAGUGGGCCUGUUCCACUCUGCUCCAAGUCUCCUGAUUUCCCUCCACAAUAAACCGGGACUGGGCUAAGUCUGUGUCACAUUGUUUGUGGGCUAGGCUAAGGAUUGUGGGCAGGUUAAAGAGAGUUCAAUGUGGGAUUCAAGCAGUACUACAGAGCCCUGCCCCCUCCACUUGGCCUUUGUGGCUUUCUCACAAAUUGCUCCAAAGGGUCCACAUCUAUCCCACCCAUUGUUCAGCUAGAGAUCAAAGCAUGGAGCCUGUAGCUCCUCCCAGCCUUAAACAUAACCCUAUGAAACCUAGAAAGUUAAACCCAGAGAAUGCCAGGUUUUUCCACCUAAGAGAGGAGGAAAAAAGUUCCCUUUAAACCAGGAAGACUCAGGAACAAACCAAAGGAUCUAAGCCCACAUCCCAGCAUCACCUGGUGCUUUGGGAUCUGAGCGCUCCUGCCUGUCCUCAGUUUGUCUCUGGGAUCCUACUACCCAGCACCCCAUCUGUGGGAGUUGAAGGAGGAAGAUGCAGGGCACACAGCCGGGGCUGCAGUAGUUGGAUCUUUCAUUUGUUCUUUUAAUACGUUUGUUUUUGAGAAAUUGCAAGCAUACAGAAAGUGGUAACGAGUACUCAUAACUCAGCCUUUCCUGUACAUUCAGUCAACCCUGGACACACUGCUCGGACCCAGGCCAGGCACUGGCACUCGCAGGUGAAUACAGCAAGUUGUCCACCCUCCACCCACCCGCCCACAAGCCUCACCCUGGUGAUGGGAUUAUAAAGCCUUUUUCUAAAAAGCAGCGCAGCUCUGUGGCUGAGAGGCCCAGGCCCACCUGUGCCACGGGGGUAAACUGGUCUGAGCCUCACUUUCGUCAGCUGUAAAGUGGAGACUGCCUUACAGAAUUGAGAGAAUGCACUUGAAUGUGCUUACCUGGGGCCUGGCACAAAGUAAGUGCUCAGUGAAUGUAAGCUCUUAAAGUUGGCAUACCAAGUGGAAGUUUGGGACCUUCACCCCCUGAAAAAUACACAUGCCCUAGAGACAAAUGCACAAUUUUUGUCCCGUUUAAACUUUGACAGCAUAAAGGAGCUUGCGCAUAGCCUAAGACGGAUUUUUGUGACAUGCACACACCUGUUCAACCUGCCCCCAAAUCAUGACAAAGGCCUUUACCAGCAUUUGAAGCUGCCUUCACGCCCCUCCCAGGCACUUAACUUGAGGGUAGCCACUGUGCUGACUUGGCAGCAACUUAGAUGAGUUUUGCCAGUUUGUGUACUUGAUAUAAAUGGAAUCAUACAGCAUAUACUUUUUAGCCACACAACGUUUUGCACACAGUUUGGGUUAAUCUUCAUGGCCCCUUGAUGGCCUAUGCUCUGGCAGGAGGCACCAAAACCGACUGUAGUGAGGUCAUGAGGCAGUUGGAGGUACAGCUCCUCAGUGUUUCCCCCUCUUUCUGGGCCCACCUUUCCCCACGACCUCAACUUUAGUAAAAGAGGAAGACCAGGCUCAUAUAACUCUAGCAGAUCAAACUGGAAGACAGCCUCAGAAGCUAAGAUCCCAAAUUAGGGAGGACCUUGCCAAGGUCCUUGAAGAGGGAAGCCAGACCUUGGGAUCAGAGUGGUCAGGAUUCUGGCCGAGUAUCUCCUCCACAGAGCAGCUUCCUCCCUGGGCCUGGCCCUCUCAUAGCUCCACUCUCACCAGCACUGCCCAUAACGCUCUUCCGAGGAUGCCCACUGCUACUUUGGCCUUCACCAUAGAAAGACGUCCAGUUCAUCUCCAUCUUUUUCAGCUUAGAGCUGACUUGGAGACACUCAGGCAGGGCCGGAGCAGAGCUCAGCCGGGCUAGGAGCCAUGAUGGGGCAGUCAGGCAGGACCACCUCCCUCAGCAUCCCUUUCCCUGGAAGAGGUACAUACACCGAACAGUUUGCACACCAAUUUAUUUUGGAGGAGCAUCUGGGGGCUUGGAGGGAGAGGGGGAGGAAGUCAACAGGAAAGAUGUCAGAUUGUGAGGCUCUGAUGGGAAAACUCCAGAAAAUUCUGGAGAGGGAGCUUUGGGGAGGGGCAGAGGGGUGUUGAGAGGUGGCCACCAAGAGGAAGAGAGCUAGGGUUGGGGUCAGGUGACUCAAGGGAGGCAGGGAGAACUGGAGGGAGGGGCUGGAAUUGUCCCUGUUGAGCCCAGGUGGAAGUUGGGAGGGUGACUGGAAACGUGGCAUUUUCCUCCAGAGGUCUCUGCAGUCGUUCUAAGGAUUAUAGAUGGCUCUGCUCUGAGGGUCAUUGCAGAAAUCCAGGAAGCAGCAUCGAGAGUAUAUCCAGAAGCCAAACACCGGAGAAGUUCGAGUAUAUGAGCAGUCACUCAUCUGUUCCUUGCGGCGGCAGUCACUCACCAUGAUGUCAGUACUACUGCCUGGGGGAGGGGCCACAGGUGCCAGUGAUAGGGAGGUCCAUGGGCAAGGCCCCAAGCCCCCUCAUCCCUUCACUCCACAUCCCCCACACCCUGCCCUGGGCCAAAAAUUAAAGUGACUUCUAGAAUCCGGCUGGGGUAGGGAGUGCUCGGUGAGUCACCAGCCAUGGAACUUGGCAGAAGUUUCCCACGGAAGGCUGGGGGAGGGGGUCAGAGAAAUACAGCAGUGGUUAAGAAGGGACUGAGUUAGGACUGUGAGCAAAGUGGGGAGAACCAGCACUGAGGGACCAUGUAAGAAAAAGUUGUAAAAAUGUAUUGGAGGUGGGAUUGCUGACAGGAAGAGUUUGUCAUUUGUUUUAUAGGUCCAACGUAGGAGAAUAAUAUGAUUAUCUGUUUCCAGAAAGAUAUCUUAGAGGGGAAAAAAAAUCUUUGUUCCCAUGUCCUAAGUAGUUCAGGGUCGUUCACUACUGCCUUGAUGCGGAGUGUGAAAAAUUAGAAACAGCUCCAUAUAACCAGCUCUGAUAUGGCCACGCCAUGGAGUACGCUGCAGCAGGUCAACGCAGCAAAGAAGGUGUUUACAAACUGUUACGUUUAAUAAACAAGUGCAGAACAUUGUUCACAAUGGUAUACUACUGUUUGGGCAGGAAGUAGAGGCAGAAAAAGGAGUAAGCAGCAUAUUUGCAUAGGUUGGAUGUACACAAAAGAUCCCGGAAGGAUAAUUAAACCAAAAAAAGUGGCUAUGUGUGGCUCAUGCAUCGGAGCUGGGUAGACUGGAGACAGAAGGGAGAAGGAGACUUUCCUUUUAUAUGCAGUCAAAGAUGUAGGGGAAGAACAAGGCUGAUAGUAACUACUGCAGUCAGAUAGGGGAGCAAGAAGCCUGAGGAAAGGCCAGUGGAUAUUGAGAUCUCGAGGGUACUCUUGAAGGCUCAGCAUGGUGAGGAGGUUGGAAGUCAAUUAGCUGAGCCUCAGGGAGGAAAGGGGGGAGCAGAAAUGGAGACAGGAAGUGUCUCUUAAGGAAAGGAAAGAGAGGCUGUGACGGAACAGUAUCUUAGGGUGGUGGAAAUGAGACUUGGGGUGCAGUUUAAGAGGCCAGGGGAGGCUCAGUUUGGGAGAGAGCUGGGUCCCCAAUGAGAGAAAACAGCUUACUGUUCUUUAUGUGGAGUGUGAUGCAGCUGCCGCCACGUGGAGCAAGGCAGGUGUCAGAACCCAGAAGGCACCCCAACUCCUUGGUCUCAAAGAGGCAUCGAUAACAGCGCAGAUAUUUGGGGAGCUGAAGUGGAGGCGAAGCUUCCCGAUUGACAGCAAACUUACCUAGAACACAGGGGAGCACUGACCCCAAGCCUCUGCCUACCCAGUUGCAGGCUAGUGGACCCCACUAUUCCUUCCUCACCUCCCCAUCUCAGCAAAACCAUAAAACCAUCAAUUCUUUAAAGUCAUCUGGUUUAACCUUCCAUCCAAAGCUUUAUUCCUCACUGAAAUCUCUUUGGUUUUUGGUCCUCUUCUACAGAAAAGAGGAAUAUGUUCACUCAUUCACUCGCUGGUAGAGGCUGCAGGCACUAGUGAUAGGGGAAGUCCUGGGCCAGACCUCAAAUCCUCUCAUCCCUUCAUUCCACACAGACUUAUCAUCACUACGCCUCACCCUACCCAGGGCCCAAAAUUGAAUUCAUUCAUUCAACGUGUAUUUGAGGGGCUAACAUGUGCCCAGCACUCUGUAAGCCUCUAAAUUCAAAGGUUAGUCUGAGGCAUCCCAUUCCAUUUUGAAGCAACCCUGUUAGCACAGUUCUUCCACUGUGAAUUGGCUUCUCAGUCCCCCACCAUCCUGGUCACUCUCACUUGAACAUGCUUUCUUAAUCUGUUAUGUUCAGAAGUGAAAACAAGAAUGUAUCAGAGGGCAGGAAGAAUCUCUUCCAGUAGACAGGAAACUUCAAGCAGCCCAGGGCCACAUUCUUUGUUUUUGGUGGUUUUAUCACUGGACAGACUCAUCUUAAACUCUGUCUACCAAAAGCCCCAUUCUCCACUUGCCCUCCCCAAACUGCAUGCGUAUACAUAUUCUUUUUCCUCUGGUCCCAGGCCCAGGCCACAUAACGUUAAGGUGUCCCCAGACCCAGACUCAGAGCCCUUGGUGUCAGGCAGCUGCUGAACAAACAUUUUGGAUCCUGUUUGAACACAGAUUGUGCUUUGCAGCCAAUUGAGGAAGCCGUCAUUCUGGAUUAGGCCUUAUUCUACUCUGUGGAUCCUGUUUCCAUCAUUUGCCAUGUUCUCCAACCCUCUCUAUUCUGUGUCUGCCUUCAGAUUUGAAGAGGAUCCCUUUAGCAUCUCCAUUCAGGUCACUGCUGUUAAGUGACCAGCCCUGGUCGGUCACUAAAAAUCUCUCUCAGGGUGACCACUAGUUCAUUAUCAGUCCCCAGGCAUUUGCCUACCACUUCCUCCUAUCCCAUCUUCCCUCCUGCCUGGAUUUACCUGAGCGUCCUGGGCAGAUGCACCCAGUCACUUGGUGUUUGUGGAUGUCCCCAUUUAGCAGGCCAGGAGACCCCUCUGAUCCCUCAAAGUCACUUACCAAACACCAAGCUCUUCAUUACCAGCACUAAUAAGAGCACCAUGCAUAGGCCUUGGGAGGUGCUGCGGAGACCCAGGAGCCCAAGACUCCGGCUACCUGCACAGCCUGCCAUGAAAUGCAUGACUGCCCACUAGCCCCUAGUUUGGGCUUAUAUUGGUGGAACAGCAAUUGGCCAAGAGGAAGGAGAGUGGCAACACCACUUUAGGGUGGAAUCAGUGCCAGAACCGUCAGAGGCACAAGGCGUCCUCACCCACAGGCAGUCUGAUGGUCUAACAUCCUGGCUCAGGGGCAAGAGCCCAGCAAAGGGAAAUGAGAGGGGGACUUUCUAUUAAUUCAACAGACAUUCACUGAAUCACUGAAUCAGGAGCUGGGAACACAACGGUGCACGAAGUCCCUGCCCUUACAGGGUAUACAGUCUAGUGGUGAGGACAAGUCAACAAGGAGUGGUGAGGGAAGGACGGAGUGGUUCCCUGGGAGCAUCUGGGCAGGGAAAUCACUGACUAAAGAGAUUUCAGCGGAGAAGUAACAUGAUCAGAGUGCUGAUUGUAAAAAUCGCUGUGGCUGCACACUGGAAGAGUGGAGGCAGGGAAACCAGUUAGGAAGCUAUUCCUGCGUUCAGUCACAAGGUGGCGGCCUGGCCUAGCAGAAAGGCGGUGUGGAAGCUGAGAAGCGGAUGAAUCCGAGGUAUAUUUAGAAGAAACACUGGACAGAUUUGGUGUCAGACUGGAUGUGGGGAGAGGGAAGGCCGACAGGCUUGCAUAAGGGGGUGGUUGGUGGUACCAUCUUACAAGAUGUGAAAGCCUGGCACUGUCAGAAAUACAAAAGCGAGGACUUAAACGGGUCUCGAGUAACCCCCUCCUCAGCCCCGGUGCCUGGUGCCCCUUUGGGGUUCCGGUAAACCAGCGCCUUCUCCCCACUCUUUCUCUCGCCCCUCUCAAGCUGCGGGUUCAUGGGUCUGAUCUCCGGCGCCCACGAGCUCCGGCACGGCGUGUUCGCUCUCCGCGCCUGACUGCACCUCAGACCUCCUCUGAGGACGCGGGGGCGGUACUGCCCAAGCUCAGCUCUCGGCCAGGCGGUGUUUCCGAAACCUGGGAAGCGCCAAUCCAGCCUCAGUAUCCAGACGUCCGGCCCCAGUGGAUACCAGAGCACGGCGCGGCUGCUCCGCAAGGUGGCGCUGUGGCGCGGCCGUCCGUUCCAGGCUGAGAUUCCAGAGAAUAGUGCUGCAACCAAUGAGCCGCAGUGGGCGGCCCCCAGAGGCCCCGCUCGUUUCCUCUCCUGGAGCCUUAGUACGUUCUGUUCGAGACUCAGGGUUUUUACUUUAAGGACUGAUAGGCAGUGAAGCCCUCGGCGUCCAGGAACGACACCACCUGUCCCUAUUUCCCAGCUGGAGUUUCUGGGCGGGGCCCUGCAGUCGGGUUCCCUGCUAGGGCCCCAGGCUACUCAAGAAUUAUCCGGUUUCGGGGGUGUGGUGGGGAAUAUGCGAAGAAAGAGACAAACGCCAAAAAAAGAUGGAUGGGAAGAAAACGAGCGGAAAACGCACGCCACUACGUCAAAAACCUCAAACCUGUUGCCAGUUAGUUCAUUCGGACUGGUGGUGCCCUCACGUGUUAAGAGUAGGGCUGCUCCAAAGGGUUUUCUUGGCUGUAAUCUUUAACCAGACCUUUCUUCCGCGGAGCUGUUGAGUGGGUUCAAACCGCCAAUACUUAGGUUAGCAACCAGCUGCAAGCCGUUUGAGUCAUCCAGGAACCUUCUCCUCCUAACCCCCUCAUUCUGAAAUACAUGAAUCCAUAAAUUGUGUUAAAGGAAAGUCAGUAAUAGAAAACUGGGGAGAAGCACAAAUGUCUGUUGAAUGAAUGAGUGGACAGAAUGAUAGACAAAAGGAAUUAGAGAGCAGGAGCUUGACGCAAAGAGGGCAAAGGUACACAGAGGGGCCCUCACAUCGCCCUCCGAACCCCUUUUGCGAAUAUGGCCACAACUAAAGGGCAAGGACUAGGCAGCUAUGGGAGGGGUCGCCCUGGGAGGUCCAGGAGGACAGGCUGUGGAGCUACUGCGACGACCGUGGGCCCCAGGGUCACGGUUGUGUAGACGCCGCUGGUAUUUCGGGGAUGGGCGGGGCCUCGCGCGGACACUGCCUUCUUUGGAGAGGCGUGACCUCAGAGUCCUUAAUCCCACACUUGUUUCGGUCUCUCCUCCAGUCCAUAAGGCAGGGCGCGGCCAGUGUGCAGGACUCUUCUCAGAGCCCUGAGAGUUCCUUGCGGGGUGAUGGGCUCUAUCAAGGCGUUCCUGGGGUGAAGAGGCGGGGCAUUGUAAUAGUCGCCCUGGUGACAGCAGCGGAGACAAUGUCCACGCCAGAUGCCCCCCUUCGGGACAAGGGAUACCUAAGGGUAAUCGGCCUAGUAACGAAGUAAAGGAGGUGGGGGAUCUGAGAAUAGACCCUAUAACUAGGGAAAUGCAGCAGGGCCAGAGGGGCGGGGCUAGAGAAAGUCUUCCCUAGGGGAGAACCAGCUUCCUCUGUUGAGGAGCGAGGCCCUGGACUGCUGUCUGGAUAGGAUAUAGAGAGAGGUCUUUAACCCGAAUAUAAAUGAAUUGAAAAAGUGCUAAGGACUAGACUCCUGAAGGAGCCCUUAUGGCUUGCUGAUUGAUUGGGUGGAUGGACGGACGGACUGAUGGACGGACGGAUGGAUGAAUGAUCUGGCUAUUCCCAGCUCCUAGACCCCACACCCUCAGGGGCUCUCACUCACUUGGGACAGCUAUGCGGGAGACACAUGCAGCUCACGGGGGUGUAGAGCAGAUCCUCAGUCCAAGCACGAAGCCCAGAGCUCACACAGCACCUCACACAUGGAGCAGUGCAGCUUGGAGCUGGCAUCAAUGAUAGGGUAGGAUAAGGGGUGGCCCAGCCCAGUGACCACCUCUUCUUCCCACGCUUCCCACCCAGGCUCUAACUCCCCUUUCUCUCAGCCCUCAUCCUCUCCCCCAGUUUUCCCAGCUCCUUAGGCCCACCUGGGCCUCCAAGCCUCACCUGGCGCCCAGUACAGCAGGGCCCAGAGCCCCAGCAGCUGUGGGGUCUGCAUCUCAGCUGGUCGUCCCCUGGAGCUGCUGGAACCUGGUUAUACAGGGUGAGAAGUGGAUGGGAAGCUGGUCCCACCUCAGGGAGGGAGUGGUUCUUCACCCGCUCUGAGUGAUCUGAGAUGGUAGACUGGGGCUUCUGGGUGCGGCUGUCCAGGAUCCAUGUUGCAUUGAGCCUCCCUUUGCCCACCCACUCCAGGUAUCCAAGGGUACCCUUUAUGGUCCAGAGACCCUCAUGGCAUCCACCAUUCCCUAUAGUAUGUGUGGGAAGCAGGGGAAAAGUGGAGAUAGGGGCAGAUCAGCAGAAUCCUUAAUGGCCAUGGCCAAGAAGAGGGAGUCCUUGGUCUCCAGCAGUGGGAGGUCGAGAUGGGUGCCCCGUAUUUGCAUUUAAGGAUGUUCCCUUAGCUGAACAAAGACUUGGUUUCCAGGCGAUCAACUGCUCUGGUGGAUCUGGGUGGGUGAGGUUCAAAACCAUGCAGCUGGUCCCACAGCUGCACGCUCCAUGCUCCACAUCUCCCACUCUGUUCCUCCCUUGGAGUGAACUGGGUGGGGGGGUGCCAGUAUCAGCUCUCCACUUGCUAUUUGCUGAAGGUGGAGCAUUCUGGAGCUGUGGCUACCUCCCCUCUUGACCCCAAACUUUAGGCAUCAUAUUACCUGACAAGUCUCUGUUUGCUGAAGGUGGAGCAUUCUUGACAAGUCUCUGUUUGCUGAAGGUGGAGCAUUCUGGAGCUGUGGCUACCUACCCUCUUGACCCCAAACUUUAGGCGUCAUAUUACCCAAGUCUCGGGUCCCCACCCACCACCUUCAGGAGCUGCUGACCAGCUGGGGGCAGAUACAACCCCUGUUCUCUCCCUGCCCCUAGGAUCACAGAGGAGCUUUAUGCACUGGGAUCCAAAGAGACACAGAAAUCAGCCAGAGAAUGCAUCUAGGGUGUCAGAACAUUGUCACCCAUGCUAAGCAUCUUGUUCAAACAGUGGACCCAGGGUGGUAAACCAGGGGUGUUUCACCUGGAAAAGAGAAGUUUCCAUGGGAAGAAGGUGCCCAGGCAACAAACUGGUGGGUGGAAGAGGGACUCAUUCUGUUCUAAGAGGUCCAAAGAUUAGAAAUAGGAUGGAAGUUACAGGCAAACCAAUUUCCUCAGCUUCAACUUAAGAAUUUUCUUCUAAUAGAGCUAUCCAAAACUGCAAAGUGUGGCUUUGGGAGGACAAGUCCUUGGCACCUGGCCCUCGGUCCCCGGCAAGCCGUUUGUUGAACUGCAAACAGGAUGGGAGGAAAGAGACCUGAUGACACAGCGAGGAGGGGGUACAGUGUUUGCUGGGUAAGACAUGGGGAGCAGGCUGCCUCUCACUCCCUGUGGGAAUAAGCCAAGCAAGGAAAAUCAAGGGUACUGAUGAUGAAACCAUGCAGGUUGGGCUUGGAAAUCAAUAGAGCAGAGUAGGUGAAAUCAGGUUCUAGGAAACCCAUUGCCAUCAAUUCCGACUCAUAGCAACCCUAUAGGACAGAGUAGAACUGCCCAUAGGGUUUCCAAGGCUGUAAAUCUCUACAGAAGCAGACUGCCACAUCUUCCUUCUGUGGAGUGGCUGGUGGGUUCAUACCACUGACCUUUCAGUUAGCCGAGUGCUUUAACCACUGCACCACCAGGGCUCCUCAGGUAUUAGGAAAUGCUUUGCAGACAACAAAGCUUGUAAACAAUAAGAGGCAGCCAUGGGCUUCUUGGGUGGUUGUAUACAGGACGGACUGAGGAAGAGGGCAGUGGCCAGGGAGACUGCUGAGCAGACUGCACAGUGGGUGGUGAGAAUGCCAGGCACGCCAGGGAAGGGUGAGGCUCGGUGACCCGCUGCAUGAGGACAGAGUAGAGGCUAAAAGCCUGGGGUACAGUGGAUGGGGAGGGAUAAACUGGACCACCUGGGAGUAGGGUGCCCCAAGACCCAGUCCUUUGAGGCCUCAGCUGUCCCUACUGCCAGCCCUGGCUCCCUGGACAUUCGGGAAGUCACACAAUCAGCCAGCCAGUAGAAAAAAUACCUUUUUAUUAAUCAUUAGGAAUAAUUCACUCAUUUAAUGCAGGGUUUUAUACUGGGGAGGGGCGGGUACUGCCAGGUGGAAGAAGGGAAACGUGCAAGAGGAACAGUGAGAGGGGGAUGGUCCCCACUUUCACAAACUAUAAACAGCAACAUGAAUGGAGAAUCACAAAUAAGAGGGUCCCUCCUCAUGCCCCCUCCCAUCCCAGUCCUCCAGAAUGAGUCCCAGCGUGGUCCCUAUAGGUGCCAGGGCAUCUGGAAGCUCUGGGCCGGAAGCGGAGUGCAGUGUGUGGCCUCAAAGUUGUGCAGAUGCUUCCGAGCCUGA